UUACAGUGUGGUGAGAAACACGAAUGGAGAGUUCGCCGGUUGAACAGUAAACUCGCGGUUCCUCCUGAUAUCUAACAUGUCACUGCAUGUGGGGCUAACAGUGAGCUAAUGAGCUAGCUAGCAUGUAGCACUGACUUCCACCUUCACGUUGUGGUCUUUCCUUACAUGGAAGUGGACCAAAGUGUCGCCAGGGCGAUUACUCUCUUGGUUCGUUGAAUCUUCGGCGCACAGUUUUAGCACAAAGUGGGGAAAAGUAGCGCACAUCUUAAGAUGUAACUAAGCGCUUUACGUCCCCAAUGUGUUCAAACAUCACUAAAUUACAGUUUCAUCCAUUUAAAAACAUGUACUUUUUAAACUGUUCAAUGUUCAAAACUUAGGGGCGUGGCCGCCAUGUUCCCACAAUGCAUUGCGCGCCCGUCUCAGUUUUAUGCUUAACUAUUUACUCUUACAUUUCACUCGAAACGUUGCGAUGCGGUUACUAGACUAUAAAAAUACUUUGUUCUGAGUUUCUGCACGACAUUGUUGUUAUAUACAGCUAAACUUUAAUUUAUGAAACGUAACCGAGGGCGGUAUGACGGGGAAAGGCGUCCGGCUCUCACUCGGCUCUCUUCAGUACACUCUAGUUUCUCUUCAGAGCGCAUAAAUCUUUCGCCUUUUACUAAAGAUUUCCGUGGAGAGGAACACUAUGAGUUUUAACUAAUUUUUUGAUGCCCUGCUUCAUUGCGGGGCUUCCUCAUUUGUUCAACAACAAAACCAUUAUUAUUUAAGAGCAGUGAUAUAUAUAUAUACACACACACACACACAAUUAAUGAUGGAUCAAUUCUAUUUAGCUUCUUAGAGCGACAUUUGAACACCACCGAGCCAUUGCCGAUGUUAUUAGUAACACCUGUGCUUUCCCCACACAUGUCUGCUGUGAUACAAGACUCAAGAAAUUAAAAAAACAUCAUCUGUCAGUUUCCUGUUGCAUCUUUUCAACAUCCUUUUUUUGGGUAAAUGUUGCAAGAAUGUGGACUCUUAGUUAACAAGUUUGUAGCCGUUUCCCUGGCGUUUGGCUUCAGCUUCUCUCUCCUGGAAGGACAGGACCCGUGAGUGGGUGAGCAGCCAUGGUUCUGUCACACCUCUCUCUCCCCUUCCUCCUCUUCCUCUCUCCCCUCUCCUGCACCUCUCUGUCGCCAACCUCCCCCCAUGGAGUCGUCCUCCCCCAGGCCCCUCCCAUCCUGCAGGACCAACCCUUCGUUGUGGUGUGGAACAUGCCCACAGCCCGCUGUCACCAGCGCUACAACGUCCAUCUGGAUUUGGGCCGCUUUGAUAUCGUGGAGAACCGACAGCAGCGCUUCCAGGGGCAGAAAAUGACCAUCUUCUACCGGGACCGCCUGGGGAAAUAUCCCUACCUCUCACGAGACGGCAGGAAGGUAAACGGGGGGGUACCGCAGCUCGGCGACCUCUCUGCCCACCUUUCUCUCGCAAUGGCGCAGAUGUCCGGUUUGCUGCAGCCAAACUUCACCGGUGUAGCUGUUAUCGACUGGGAAGAGUGGCGGCCGUUGUGGGAGAGAAACUUUGGAACCAAGAUGGAGUACCGGAGGCAGUCCAAGCUGCUGGUGAGACAGGAGAGGCCGGAUUUGUCAGAGAAGGCAACGGUGACGAUGGCAAGGCGAACGUUUGAGGAGAGUGCUCAAAGGUUCAUGGAGGAGACGCUGCAGUCGGCAGUCAGCGUUCACCCCAAGGGAUUCUGGGGAUUUUACGGUUUUCCUGAAUGCUUUAAUAAGCAGAAGAGAAAGACAGAUAAAAGCUACACCGGAUGCUGCCAGCGGGGGACCAAGGACCAAAAUGGCCACCUGUCCUGGCUCUGGCGUCAGUCCACUGCUCUCUAUCCCAGCGUCUACCUGCCGCAAAGGCUGUCAGGAUCUGGGGAUGCAGCGCUGAUGGUCAGACACAGACUGCUGGAGGCUUUGAGGGUGGCGUCCCUUUGGCACCAUGGCAACAACACCAGACAUGCCACGCCAGUCCUUCCCUAUGCCAGGCUAGCGUUCACGCACUCUCUCACCUUUCUUAACAAGACAGACCUGGUGCACACAUUGGGGGAGAGUGCGGCGCUUGGAGCUGCUGGCGUUGUGCUGUGGGGAGAGCUGAAGUUUGCCAAAUCCAAGCAUCAGUGCGGCCUCCUCAGGGACUACAUACACACUGUCCUGGGUCCCUUCGUCCAAUCACUGAGGUCCGACAUGAAGCGCUGCAGCCUCCAACUUUGCCACGGCAACGGCCGCUGCGCCAGACGAAACCCCGGCUCUAGUCGCAUGGUCGCCUCAAGUCCAGCCACGACCUCUGACUCCAAUGAAAUCAACAAUGGCUCCUUCAACGGCAAACAUGUUCACAACCACUUCUUGUGUCGGUGCUACCCGGGCUGGAACGGGCAAGAAUGUCAAGAGGAAGAAGACGAAAAUAUACCGGGGCAGGAGAGAGUGGAACUGUUUUUAAAUGGUUUCAUCAGCUCCCAGUUUGAAACACAGACAAUAUUAAUUGGACAAUUGGAAACCACAGGUUUCUGGGCAUAUUAUGUCCCUCUUCUCAUGGCUGUCAGGUUGAGUCUCAGUGCCUGCAGUUCCUGGAUCAGCAGUGACAGCUGUGUGGCUGCAACCUCUUUCUCCUUCACUGCCUCAGUCAACGUCCGGACUGCGCCGCCCUGCUGGACUGGAGGCAAAAAGCCAAACUGUCACAAUACAAAAUAUCCAGGAAAUAUCAUGGGGAACAAAUAAAAACGAAUGAAUAUGGUAUCUCACCCAAAAAGUAGAAGAUGAGUAACACUGUUAGCAGAAGCAGAGUGAUGAUAGCACAGCCCAUGGCAUAGGCAUGUGAUGAACUGGGAGUGAACAUAUCCUGUAGACGACUCUGCCAUUUGCUGCUGACCGGACGGCCUCUUUGAUUGACAGUUGUCAUGUCACUUGUGUAGAGGUUCCCAUUGGAGGAGGGGGAGUAAGGAGGACGAGGAGGCCUAGUCCCUGAAAUCAUCGAUAAAUAGAUCACUGUCAGUGGGUUCGUACUUUUGAAGCUGGUUCGAAGUGUACGUUGACCUUCUCAGCGCUCUCUUUGGGGUCCUGUGUGGCUGCGUUUGGGGUGUAUGUGUGUGUACCUUUUGUAGGUGUCUACAGUGUGUAUGUGUGUGUACCUUUUGUAGGUGUCUACAG
Cyclopterus lumpus (lumpfish) is the source of this 3179-nucleotide messenger RNA. RefSeq names its product hyaluronidase 3 (gene hyal3). Gene Ontology annotation, molecular function: hyalurononglucosaminidase activity. The record is from RefSeq and is a predicted model, not a curated record. Gene Ontology annotation, biological process: carbohydrate metabolic process; hyaluronan catabolic process. Gene Ontology annotation, cellular component: acrosomal vesicle. The transcript is spliced from 8 exons. The coding region runs from base 1104 to 2750 and encodes 548 amino acids. Lineage: Eukaryota; Metazoa; Chordata; Actinopteri; Perciformes; Cyclopteridae.